Messenger RNA from Pristis pectinata (smalltooth sawfish), 2726 nucleotides. It is a transcript of the gene apex1, whose product is annotated as APEX nuclease (multifunctional DNA repair enzyme) 1. The coding region runs from base 1 to 1716 and encodes 571 amino acids. Gene Ontology annotation, biological process: base-excision repair. Gene Ontology annotation, cellular component: nucleus. The transcript has 6 exons. The record is from RefSeq and is a predicted model, not a curated record. Lineage: Eukaryota; Metazoa; Chordata; Chondrichthyes; Rhinopristiformes; Pristidae. Gene Ontology annotation, molecular function: phosphoric diester hydrolase activity; DNA-(apurinic or apyrimidinic site) endonuclease activity; DNA binding.
AUGGCGAUUGCCUGGAGACCAACAACAUUAAUGGACAAAACUGCCGUCACACCCCCCAUCCCCGUCACCAGCCCCCCAAGCCCCGGCCCCGGCACCCACCCCCAUCCCCAUCACCCCCCAAGCCCUGGCCCCGUCUCCCCACCCGGCCCCAUCCCUGUCACCCCCACAUCCCGAUCCUGUGCCCCACGGCCCCAGCGCCGUCACCGCCCCCCCCCCAUGCCCCAUCCUAUCACCACACCCCCAAUCCCCAUCACCACCCCUCCGUCCCCGGCCCCGUCCCCGCUCCCACCCUCCAGCCCUGGCACCGUCCUCCGUCUCCCCCCACCCGCCCGAUCCGGUCCCCAUCCCGCCCGAGCACCUCCCCAGGCGGCUGGUUUAAAGCCGCCGCUCACAUCGACCCCCGCCCCGGCCACUGCCCGCCGCCCUGACCCGGGCAACCCCGCACCCUGUCGGCCCCCGGACCCCGGUCCCCGGACACCCCGCCGCUCACCCGCCGGUCGCGCCUCCGACCGUCCGCGUCAGGCCCGCUCUUCCGGGCGUGGCAGCGGUGCGCUCGGAUGGUCCCGGGUGAUGUACCGGAGGACACCGGUCGGCACGGGCGGUGCGGCCGGAGGUCCCGGGUGUGGGCACAGGGUGGCGGCGGUGCGGCCGGAGGUCCCGGGUGUGUGGUACCGGAGGGCACCGGGCGGUGGCGGUGUCCCGGGGAGGCGCGGUCCCAGCACCUCGGUGUCCGGCCCCCGCUCCGGAUCCCGGCCUCAGUCUCCAGUCUCCGGUCUCCGUUCCGCUGGACGAUGCCGACAACGGCGGCGGGAAGGGGAUGCAGAACCUGCUGCCAAGAAGGGUCGAGGUUCGAGCAAGGAUGAGGCUCCCCCACCAGCGGAGGGCAGCGCCGGGUUCGAGGACUCGCCGGACCGCCUGCUGAGCGAGGGCGGCCAGCCCAGCAGCUUGAAGAUCUGCUCCUGGAACGUGGACGGGCUACGGGCUUGGGUGAAGAAGAAAAGCCUGGAGUGGGUGUGCUCCGAGAGUCCAGACGUCCUGUGUCUCCAGGAAACCAAGUGUUCCGAGAAGCAGGUGCCGGCGGAGGUGAAGGAUCUGGCUGAAUACCCCCACCAGUACUGGGCCUCCUGCCAGGACAAGGAGGGCUACAGCGGUGUGGCAAUGCUCUGCAAGGCCAAACCACUCAACGUCACCUACGGAAUCGGAGUCGAGGAGCAUGACGGGGAAGGUCGGGUCAUCACCGCGGAGUUCGACAAGUACUUCCUGGUGACUGCCUACGUGCCGAACUCUGGCCGCGGGCUGGUGAGGUUGGACUACCGCAAGACGUGGGACGCGGACUUCCUCACCUACCUGAAGGGGCUGGAGAGCAAGAAGCCGCUGAUCCUGUGCGGGGACCUCAACGUCGCUCACCAGGAGAUCGACCUCAAGAACCCAAAGACCAACAAGAAGUCGGCCGGCUUCACCCCGGAGGAGAGGGAGGGCUUCAGCACCCUGCUGUCUCGGGGCUUCAUCGACACCUUCCGGCACCUCAACCCCGACGUCCCCCACGCCUACACCUUCUGGACCUUCAUGGGCAACUGCCGGGCCAAGAACGUGGGCUGGCGGCUGGACUACUUCGUGCUGUCCCAAGUGCUGCUUCCCCAGCUGUGCGACAGCAAGAUCCGGUCCAAGGUGUUGGGGUCUGACCAUUGCCCCAUCACCCUGCUGAUGGCCCUGUGAGACCCCCAGCCCCAUCGCCCCCACAUCACUCCCCCGCCCCAUCGACACAACAUCACCCCCCCCAUCACCCCUGCCCCAACAUCGCCCCCCGCUCCAUCACCCGCCGCCCCAUCGCCCCAACAUCGCGCCAGCACCCCGCUCCAUCGCCCCCACAUCACCCCCUGCCCCAUCGCACCCCAACACCAGCCCCCAUUCCAUCAUCCCCGCCCCAUCGCCCCAACAUCGCCCCCUGCUCCGUUGCCCCGUUGCCCCUCUGCCCCAUCACCCCCACUUCAACCCCCCUCCUCUGUUAAAGGUGUUGGGGUCUGACCCUGCUGAUGGCCCUGUGAAACCCCCCCCCCCAUAAAUCCCCAUCCAUCAAUGCUGUUGGGGGUUUGUUCAUUGUCCUGUCACCUUGUGCCCACCCCCCCCCCCCGCCACCCUGUGAGACUCCUGUUUCCCCCCCCCCCCCCCCCCCCUGCCAAUCAGCGGGUCCGACCUGUGAGACCUUCACAGCGUUGGAAGGGGGUGGUCAAGGCAAACUUGUCAAUCCUCACCCAGGUCAGGGCUGGGUUAACCUGGCAUAUGGUUCAGGCUAUUCGGGGUACAGUUUACCCCGGGUACAGUUCAGGGUGUGAGGUUGGGGUACAGUCUACCUGGGCACAGUUUGGAGCUGGGGGGGGUUUGUGGUGGAUGUGGGGUCUCCGUGUUUGGUUACAGACCAAUUUCCUGUAACCAGUAACUGCCGUGUCAAAUUCGCUCUCUCGAGCGCUGAAUCCACUGAAAACUUUUGAGCAACGUGCAGGUUAUUUUAAUGUAAUUUUACAGGAGCUGGACUUUCGCCACUCUGAUCCAGAGGGAGGGCUGGGGAGGAGAGGCCUGGCUGAGGGGGGGGCUCACCCCCUCCCCAGUCUAACUUGACCCCAGGCAUGCUUAGUCUGAUGCACUGCAUAAAAAACUAAUGGUGCUUGAAAUGUUUAGGAUGCAAUCAUAUGUUGAUUCAAUAAAACCCAGAAACUAGUUUAUACAAA